CGCAGCUCUUCCAUCCUUCACCCCCAAACUUCAACACCGCGAACGCGCUCCAAUACAUGUUUGCGUCCUCUCAGUCGGGCGCGCACAUCUGCCUGAGAUGCCAAUCAAAGUUUCUGAAAGCACGACAAUUCUCUGUCUCCGCGCGGAGCGUCACCGGUAGUCGACGUUUCAUUUCCGAGUCGAGACGUAUCCUCGCAACACCUGUCAAGACUGAGCAAAAAGUCUAUCCUCAUGGAAAAAUACGCGGGAGGAAGGGUGCCAAGGUUAGGGAGAGCUCGGCGGUCCUUCCGGUCAGCAAUCUAGGCAAACCGGCAGAGAUCAUAUUGCUGAAGGAUGCCGAACUCGAUCGAUCUAAGGCAGAGGAAGCCAGCCCUGCCAAAGCUCCUCAAGGCCCCAGGAAGUCAUCUAAGAAAGAGAUCUUGGAUUCUGUUGCAAGAGUUUCUGACACAGUCGAUGAAGCUUCUACCGCACGAGCAAUUGAAGAACUUCGGGAUAGUAUUCUUGGACGAGCACCACGGAAGGGCGAGAGCAUCGCGCAGGCGCAGCACGAGAAGUUGAUCAAAGCUCUGGAAGAUGGGUUCACUUCGUCCCAACUACGGCAAUAUGCCACGCAAAAGGGUAAAAACCUGUUGGUUCGUUCGGUAAAGGAGACGGAGAAAUUACCACAUUCCGACUGGAUCGCAGGUGUGACGCCCAGCGACGAGAAACAUCUCAUUCUGUCGGGUGUUGUCAGCCGCAAGACUGUGUCUAAAUCGCAAUUCGCGAGAUUGAUCGUCGAGCGUGGGUGGCAGCUCUAUGUGGACAAUGCCAUGGAGAUUGGUGAGAUCGACGUAUACGACGCACAGAGCUUUUUGCAAGCACGGAAUGAAUAUGGGAAUUUGAUUUUGGAUCAAAUUGCAGAAGCUCGGCACGUCAAGAUGCACGCUUUGACCGACAAGGUUCUUCGGAUUACAGGUAGCAGAGAAGCGGCCACGGCAGCCCUGAAUGACAUCUCGCAGAAAUGCCUGGCGGUUCAGUCGGAUAAGAUAAAAUUGAUUCAAAGAAGACUGCCACGAGACCAGGAAUCUACUUCUGAUCCUAGCUCUCUAUCAGAAUCUGCACCAGCGACUGUAGCAAACUUCUUGUCACUCGCGGCGCGGGCGCCGAUUGGAUCGCAUGAACUAGAGGUGUUGAAAUCAACCACAGGUGUUAUGGCCAAGACCCUCGUAGACAAGCGUAGUCAAAAGCCUUAUUUGAUGGUGAACGGCUACAGCGUCCAACAAAUAGACGAUGCGCGAAGAGCACUUGCCUCGAUGUCCAACCUAGCCACUCGAUCCAUCCAGCUGUUCAUAGCCUUCCCCAAAUUGGGAUCAAGGAAAGGUCCAGCACAAUCAGCUGACAGUCUUAACUACCAUGAGCGUCGUAUACCUCGACGUCGAAACGUGGGCGAUACUCCUCGGCGGGACAGCCAAGCAGAAAAUGUCAACCUUUCGGAACAGGAAGAUGUGAUUCGAACUCUCACCAGAGCCGCCACUGAAAAAUUGGUCCCCAGUCCUCCUUCUGCCACAGAGUCGCCAGUGUGGACCUCUCAACCAGAGCGCAGCUACGCCAGCCGCCUGGGAUUUGUAUUUUGGCCAAAAAAGACAAACAAGGCAGCGCACUCUUUCAAACCUGCUCCUGUCUUUGCUCCUGGUCUCGUUCAUGUACCCCCUCUUUUGACAUUCCUCUCCUCGGCGGCAGAAGUCGCACCAACCCGCAACAUCAUAUCUUUCUCCUUUAGACACGAUCCUCUCUUGUCCCAUCAAAGCAGCAAAAACGCAAAAAAGGUCAUCACAAAGGUAAAGUGGGACUCUGAGCCCUUGCCCGAGAUCAAGUUUGACUUCGAGCUUGAUCACACAGGGACAAGCGAACCAGCAAUAUUGAGUGUGCAUGCGGUCACUCGAGAUACGAGCCUUUGCAUAUCACUGCCGGGCAAGCCCAUCGACUACUGCGUCACCGAAAAACACAUUCACAAACUCGAUCAUGCGAACAAGAGCGUGAAGGGCGUUUUCACCCCGGUGAUCAAUGCAAUGAAAAGCAGCAUACAGGGCUCCGAGCGACUUCGAGCGCCACCAGCUAUCAACAUACCCGUUCCUCGCUCGUGGUGGUCACAAAGCACGAACGCUGCUUCCCUUCUGCCAACAUACAAGACCGACGAUCUGAAGGAGAGUCACAUCAAAGCGCAUUACCGCUUCGUCGGUGUGGAACACAAGCAGGUCAUCCACUUUAAGAUGAACGGGGUGCAGCAUCGUAUUACGAUGAACGAAGGGGGUAAGCUGGGCGCGAAAUACACUGAGCUUUGCGUCCUACAGCCUGCUCCUGAGGCUAAAAGCAAGGAAGGCACAGAGUGCAGGGAGGCGACCUUGCGCAGUGUCAUUGAGGCGGGGUUGAAAAUGGUCGAGAUGGUUGAAAGAGCAGUGAAGCAGAAGCUGAAAGUCAAGGAAUCAGUGGAGAAGAUAAGCGACACAGCUCCUGCUCAGAGCAUUGUCACAGGGGAACAGUCUGAAGACGAGGCCAAGCCUAUCCAUGAAAGCGUCGUAGGACAGACGUCCGAAGCGUCUGAAGCAUCGUCUGUCGGAAAGCAAGAGGCUACGGCAGCUUCGGGUUGACACUAGAUACUCGCUCGAUACCAGUUGACCGCAGGAUAUGUACUCAUAUUUAGAACGGAGGCAGUUUUUAGCCGUGAUUGUUUAUAGCAUUUCUAAAGUCCGAUAACUACUGUUGGUGAAAGAAAAAAAAAUAAUUUAUUUUCACCCCGAUCUUCA
Messenger RNA from Verruconis gallopava, 2783 nucleotides. RefSeq lists its product as uncharacterized. The record is from RefSeq and is a predicted model, not a curated record. NCBI's taxonomy places the organism in Eukaryota, Fungi, Ascomycota, Dothideomycetes, Venturiales, Sympoventuriaceae. Bases 57 to 2627 code for a protein of 856 amino acids. The transcript is spliced from 3 exons.